This is a messenger RNA of Centruroides sculpturatus (bark scorpion), 3803 nucleotides long. RefSeq names its product patched domain-containing protein 3-like. The record is from RefSeq and is a predicted model, not a curated record. Bases 92 to 2716 code for a protein of 874 amino acids. The transcript has 5 exons. Gene Ontology annotation, cellular component: plasma membrane; cytoplasmic vesicle membrane. NCBI's taxonomy places the organism in Eukaryota, Metazoa, Arthropoda, Arachnida, Scorpiones, Buthidae.
UAAUUAUAAAUGAGGGUCAUUUAAACUUUCCUCUUGUCUACUUCGCAGUUGCAGCUUAGAGUUUAUUAAAUUGAAAUUUUUCAGAAAUAAAAUGAAACACGAUUACAUCAAACGACUGCUUUCAUUCGUAUUUUCACGUAUAGGAUACCAUAUUGGGUGCCACCCUCUUUGGUACUUGUUUGUACCAUUUUUUAUAACGACCCUUUUAGCAACAGGGUUUUAUAAAAUUACAUUAGUCAACGACAUCGAGUAUCUGUACAGUCCCAUCAAUGCCAGAGGGAGAACGGAAAGACAUACGCUAGAAACUCUCUUCCCUCCCAAUAUAUCCCAAGAUUUUGAUUUCUUCAGGAUAUCCAAAGCGGGAAGAUUGGGUUCUGUUAUAGUCGUACCUAAGAAAGAUUCUUCUAUGCUAAAUGAAUUGAUCAUCGACGAUUUAAUACGAUUAGAUCACAUGAUACAAAAUAUAAGUAUAUUCUGGAACAAUAGCUCAUUCACGUACAAAGAAUUGUGUUGUAAAACCAUAAAAAAUGAAUGCUAUCCAAAUUUCGUAUUGUCCUUCAAAGGAAAAACCGAAGAAAUUAAAGCAGGAAAAUUUGCCAUUCGAUAUCCAUUUGAUAAAAAUAAUGGCGAUCCAAUAACAUCAGCCAUGAUAUUGGGAGGCGUUCGUGUAAACGAAGCAAACAACAUAAUAGACUUUAAAGCAGUCCGAUUGCUCUACAUGUUGGACUAUAGUACAAAAGUAAAGGACGAAAUGGCAUCGAAGUGGGAAGAAACAUUUCUGGAAAGUUUAUCAAAUGUCCAAUUCGAAACCAUAGAAAUUUAUAAAUUCAUUGGCAAAAGUUUCGAUUACGAAGUGAAUACAAUAAGCAAAAUGGUUUUACCUCUUCUGUUUAUCGCAGCCCCGCUUAUACUAAUAUUCGCUGCUGUAUCAUGCCUGACUUUCGAUGUUGUCACUAGUAAACCGUGGUUAGGCAUUAUGGGAUGUCUAUCACCAGUCGUCUCGACAGUAGCUGCAUUUGGUCUUCUACUCCAUUGCAAUGCGGAAUAUGUAGAUUUAAACUUGGGCAUUCUGUUUCUAAUGUUAGGUGUUGGCAUCGAUGAUUCUUUUGUGCUGUUAGCUUCCUGGAGGCGCACGAGUAGAAAAGAUGAUGUGAAGCAUAGAAUGAGUGAAGCGUAUUCCGAAGCUGCUGUGUCCAUAACCGUCACUUCUUUGACCAACUUCCUAUCGUUUUGUAUAGGACUUACUACUCCGUACAGGGUUAUUCAAAUAUUCAGCCUGUACAGCGCAGUAUCCGUAUUAUUUGAUUUCUUUUAUCAAAUAUUUUUCUUCGGGAGUUUUAUGGCACUAGAAGGUUUCAGAGAAGAAAAGCAAUUACAUUCUGUUCUAUGUCUACGUGUCAAAUCAGUGAAGGAAGCCGAAUUAUCAGAGAAUACAAGAAGGGACGAUACAUUUAUGAUGAAAUUUUUCCGCGAUAUUCUCGGCACAUUUCUUCAAAAUAAUUUCGUCAAGUUUUUGGUCAUCGUGGUAUUCGUUCUGUACCUAAGCCUGGGAAUAUAUUGCACAAAAUGGAUAAAGGAAGGAUUCGAUUACGUGAACAUCCUGCCAACAUCAUCAUAUCUUCUUAAGUACAUGGUAGCGCACUAUGAAUAUUUCACCGAUUACCCCCAAAGAAUACACCUGAUCAUAAACAAGCCUUUAGACUACUCUGAUCCAAAUGUGCAAAACGACUUGGAAAAUAUCCUCCAUAACUUUGAAACGGCGCCAUUUAUGGCAGAUUCGUCAACUACGGAAUGCUGGCUGAGAGAAUAUAUCGCUUUUAUCAAAGAACCGAUAUCAAAAUUUUCAUUGUCCGGUUACAAUUUAAGCAAUUCUGAAGAUUUUCUGGAAGGUUUCAAGAACGUAUUCCUGAAAUUCAAAAGCGCUCACAGAUUUAGGAAGGACGUUCUGUUCAACGAAGACGGCACCCAAAUUGUGGCAGCGAGAUUCCUAAUACAGAGUCAUAAUGUAAGAAAUGCGACCGCGGAAAGACUUCUACUGCUAAACGUGCGAAGAAUUGCCGACAGCAGCAAAUAUCCGGUAACUGUUUACAAUUUCUGGUUUAUCAUAUUCGACCAAUACUUGGAUCUCUUAUCAACGUGUAUUCAAACAAUAUGCGUGGCAGCUUUAAUGAUAACCAUACUAUUUCUGGUAUUCAUCCCUAAUAUAGUCUGCGUGGCAUGCGUUACUUUAACUGUUAUAUCUAUACAAAUAGGUGUAAUAGGUUAUAUUUCUCUAUGGAGCGUUAAUAUCGAUAUAGUAUCCAUGAUAGUUUUAGUCCUGUGUACAGGUUUCUGUGUCGAUUAUUCGGCUCAUAUAUCAUACUCUUACAUGUGCUCCGAAUCCACAGAACCGAAUGAUAAACUAAAAAGUUCCCUUUAUGCAGCCGGUUAUCCGAUUUUGCAGGGUUGUUGCUCCACUGUACUCGGCGUAGCUGUUUUAUAUUUUGCUCCCUCUUAUUCUUUUGUUAUAUUUUUUAAAAUCAUUUUAUUAGUGAUGAUUUUUUCGUGUUUUCAUGGGUUAAUUUUGUUGCCGGUUAUUCUCAGUAUCGGUGACUCUUUAUUCAUAUAUUGGAAAAAGAAUUUUAGCAAAACUACUGUUAAUAAUCGUAAAAAGUAUUCGCUGGUAGAAGAAAUUCAUUUACCCGAAGAAACAUUAACAUCCUUAGAAGACAGAUAGAUCCAUUUUAUCGAUAUAACUAUGUAAAACUAACCCCGAAAAAGUACAAUUAUUGAUAAAAAUAUGAAAAUUUAAUAGGGAUAUUUUAUAAAAAGAGCAUUUUGAAAUAAUUAAUUCUUCGUUUACCUUAUUUAAUUAUCAUAUUUUACUAAGUAACAAUGGAAAUUUAAGAUUUAAUUUAUAUAUAGCCCUAACCUAUUGACUCAAUAAUAGAAUUCCUGUUAUCUGUUUUCUAUACGCUUAAACCUGCACUAAAUUUCACAUACCUAUUCUUUAAAACCCUACGGAAAAUGCUUUCUCGUACUUACUCUUUAGGAUCAUGCGGAAAUUAUAAGUUGGACAUCCAAUUCUUCCCCUGAUUUCAUCCGCUUGACACUUCGUGAUGAACAUGACAAUAGUUUGUCCUUAAUUAGGCAAAGAUUGCUCACAUAAAAUGCAGUAAACUUAAAUUAUCACAUAGUGUGAGGGUGGAAUGCCCAAGUGUUAUGGUAAGCCAUACUUACGGCGGGGUCGUAGAGAGUAAAUAUGAAAAUUUUGGUGGAGAUCCAUGUUUUAAUGUUUGUUCUUAUUACUUUGCGCCCGGGCACGAUGGGCACAAAUAAAUCAUUAAAAAAAAAGCCAACCAUGCAUUGUAACUAACUAAACACUUGAUGCAUUUUCAGCACUUUUAUUGUUUAUUAAUUAAGUUAAUAAUAAAAAUUGUUUAAACAACAUAAAAAUAUUCCUUCUGAUGUUUAAUAAUCUCAUUAAUGUCGUGUCUAUUGCCAAUAUUGUUGAUAUUGUUAUCGUGUGCAACGAACCGUGUAAUUUACCAUUUAGUUAAUUACACGACUCACGGCGUAUGUAAUGAUAGGCAAUUCAACCAAACAACAAUAGUCGAGACAUUAAUAAGUAUAUUAAGCUUCGGAAGAAAUAAAAAGUAUUAUCUUAAUUUAAAAUUUUUCUUAAAUUAAAAAUUUUAUCUAUAAAUUGCUGAAAUAUGACGUUUUACUACCGAAAUCAACGCUAAUAAACACGGAAAUAAGUGUUUUCUCUUCGUUGUCUUUUACUAAAAAUUAGUUUUUAAAAAUAUUCCGUAAUAAAAUAA